This is a messenger RNA of Acanthosepion pharaonis, 762 nucleotides long. Lineage: Eukaryota; Metazoa; Mollusca; Cephalopoda; Sepiida; Sepiidae. The record is from the annotation of a GenBank genome assembly.
AUGUUCGUUGUUUUUAUUUUUUUCUCUCUCUCUCUCUCUCUCUUUAGAUUUACCUCUCCCUUUACUAUUUAUAUCCCACUUUCUCUCUAUGCCCUUCUCUCUUUGAAUCUCUCUCUCUUUAUCAUUUGUCAAGGAAUCGGUUUUUCUCUAUAUUUGUUUCUCCCCUUUUCGCUAUCCGAUUUUCUAUCUCUUUCGCUUUUUCUCUCUAUUUCUUUCUCAUUCUUUCUCCCUGUGUUUGUGUGUGUGUCUCUCUCUAUGUCAAUAUUUUCUGUCUUUCUCUCAUUAUUCGUUUCAUUUUAUAUGCCAUUUUUUUCUUUCUUUCGCUUCUUCUCUUUCAAACUUUUCUCUCUUGAUUUAUAUUCCUCUAUUUAUUUUCCCAUUUUCUAUAUGUCUUUCCCUCUUUUUGCUUCUCUCUCUUUCUCCUUAUCUUUCUUUCUCGAUCUGUCACUUAUUUCUAUAUUUCCACUUUUCUCUUCCAAUUUCUCUUUUUCUCUCUUUACUUUCCCGUUUUAUCUUUAUUUUCAUUUGUAUCCAUUUCUAUCUCUCUCAUUCUCUUUCUUUAUCGCUUUCUUUUCCUCCUCUAAUUUUAUUUCUCUCUCCCUCUCUUUUUCUUUAUAUUUAUAUAUCCGCCUUUUUCUUUCGGUUUAUCUUCAUGCCUAUCUUCUCUAUCUUUCUCACUUUGUAUUCCUCUCUAAUCUAUCUUUUGUUCGUAUUUCUUUAUCUCUCUUUCUAUUCUCUCAUUUUUUCUCUCUCCCUUUCUAG